Verticillium alfalfae VaMs.102 is the source of this 616-nucleotide messenger RNA. Its product is annotated as microsomal signal peptidase 12kDa subunit. Lineage: Eukaryota; Fungi; Ascomycota; Sordariomycetes; Glomerellales; Plectosphaerellaceae. Gene Ontology annotation, biological process: protein targeting to ER. The record is from RefSeq and is a predicted model, not a curated record. The transcript has 3 exons. The coding region runs from base 224 to 523 and encodes 99 amino acids. Gene Ontology annotation, cellular component: signal peptidase complex; endoplasmic reticulum membrane.
AUCACAAGCAUCGCUUACCUAAGGAACACCACGUUGCAGCACGCCCAUCCUGCGACCGCAUCGCGAUACAGGCUGUUGCAUCCGCUUCUCAAUUCUCAAGCUAUCCCGGGCACUUCUGGGAGGAACACUUUGAAUUGAUCGCCCGGCUCCUCGUUGUAUCACCAUUUCUUGUCCACUUUCUACGGACAACUCCCGAUCUUGCCUGACGCAAGGUCGCAUCGCCAUGGCUGAACAGAUUCUGGACCAAGUUCGGGAUCUCGCCGAGGGCCAGAUUGACUUUGAAGGACAAAAGAAGGCCGAGCUCUUGUCUACUUUUCUGCUCUCUGCCUUCGGGGUACUCACGUUUGUCGUCGGCUUCAUCCUCCAAGAUAUCAAGCUGGCUGUUUACAUUGGGCUUGGCGGCACGGCCUUGACGUUCCUUGUUGUCGUGCCACCUUGGCCAUUCUACAACCGGCACCCAGUGAAGUGGCUGGAACCACAAGGUGCUGUCGGCGACACCACAGUCGUGGAGAAGACGGGAUGACGAGCGGGAGUAAAAUGGAUGAGAUGAUGACAAUGGUUCAUAUCAAAGUACGCGAGUUCCGUGGUGUCAGAAGCGCUAUUCGUGCUGGCUGUU